Eimeria necatrix is the source of this 6135-nucleotide messenger RNA. Its product is annotated as Lovastatin nonaketide synthase, related. Lineage: Eukaryota; Apicomplexa; Conoidasida; Eucoccidiorida; Eimeriidae. The annotation marks the transcript as partial. The transcript has 2 exons. Gene Ontology annotation, molecular function: fatty acid synthase activity; 3-oxoacyl-[acyl-carrier-protein] synthase activity; phosphopantetheine binding. Gene Ontology annotation, biological process: fatty acid biosynthetic process. The record is from RefSeq and is a predicted model, not a curated record.
AUGGACCCAAGACAGCGGGUGGCCCUUGAAGUUUCAUAUGAAGCUCUUUUGGAUGCAGGCGUUGAACGAGGUGCCACAGACACGGACGUCACAGGAGUCUUUGUUGGUUCAAUGAACCACGAAACCGCCCUUGAGGGAGGGCCCUUUGCUACUGCCUAUACGGUCACUGCAGCACACAUCAGCAUUUUAUCAAACAGAAUAUCAUAUGUGAAUGGCUUUUCUGGGCCAAGUGUAACACUUGACACCGCUUGCUCCUCCUCUCUGGUUGCCCUUGAUUUCGCCCUUAGUUAUAUGGCGAGCCAAGCGAUUUCACAGGCUGUGGUUCUAGGGGUUAAUCUCAUGCUAAGAGUCGAGGCGUACCAACAGACCUGUAAAGCGCACAUGCUCAGCAUUGAUGGAAGAUGCAAAACCUUCGACGCGUCGGCCAACGGAUACGUCCGCAGUGAGGGAUGUGGUGCACUAUUAGUGAAGGCUCUACCGCGUCACUCCACAGACCCAGGGGCUGUCUACGCCUGGAUUCGGGGUGCUGCCAAUAACCACGUAGGCAGAAGCGCAAGUCUCACUGCGCCCAAUGGCCCUGCUCAACAAGCAGUCAUUCGAGCGGCUCUCCACGAUGCCCAAGUGAAGUCGCCUGCAGAUGUGUCGGUGUUGGAGGCACAUGGUACUGGGACGUCUCUGGGAGAUCCUAUCGAAGUUGGAGCGAUCCGCGCAGUCUACUGCAAUGGCUUUGCAGACAGCCCCCCACUGAUAGUGGGCGCCUUGAAAUCGCUCAUGGGGCAUUCUGAAGGGGCCGCAGGCAUCGCUGGACUCAUAAAGCUAAUUCUGGUCCUGCAACACAGAAUGGCUACUCCGAAUCUGCAUCUAAACAUGCUAAACCCACACAUUGACGUGACUAGAAGCGAUAAGUACAGAGGCCUCAUGUUUCCGAGCAAGUGUGUUCCCCUCGACGGCCUGUUUGGGAUUCACGAGUCGCAGCCACUGCUGGGUGCGGUGAGUUCGUUCGGAUUUGGAGGUUCCAAUGCUCACGCAAUUGUUGAGGUGGCCCCCACGUUCAAGUCGACCUGGGCGGUAACUGGAGAGCCGGCCAACGCCACUUCGGGAAAACGCUGUGCCAGUAUUGUGUGGCUAUUUACUGGACAAGGAUCGCAAUACCUAGAUAUGGCAUGUGCUUACUUCAACCACAGUGCUGUAUUCAGAAACACAAUUUCCGAAUGCACUGCGUGUUUGAAGGAAAUGCACUGGUUCCCAGAAAGAGGCCCUCAAAGUAUUGAAGACAUGAUAUAUGGCGCAGGAGCGCAACCCGACAGGAAGGCAAUGGAGGAACUUUUAAGCCAAACGCAAUACUCACAAGUUGCUAUCGUCGCCGUUGAGCUAGGUUUGAGUCACGUGCUUCUGGACCGCGGGAUGAAGCCCGACGUUGUGAUUGGCCACAGCCUGGGUGAAUACGCAGCGGCCGCUGUUGCUGGCGUGAUGGGAUGGAAGGAUGCCUUGCGUCUUGUUGCAAGGCGCGCAUCGCUACUGGCGGCCCAGCCCAGCAAUGACGGAAUCAUGGUAGCUUGCCGGCUGCCAGCUGACAAAGUCCAAACUGCCCUUUCCAGCGACCUUCAACACUUGCACGCAGUCGCCCUUGCAGGAGACAAUGCUCCACAAAGCGUGACGAUUGCAGGAGCGAGGGAUGAAGUGGACACGCUGCUUCGGCACCUUGGUGCUUCUGCUGCUGCCAAGCGCCUCCCAGUAUCCCACGCUUUCCACUCUCCGCUCAUGGCGGGUGCUGUUGCGGAGAUGGAAGCAAUUGUCAGCACAGUAAACCUACAGCCGGCGAACAUACCCAUUGCUUCGACGGUUCGUGGGCGAAUGCUUGACCCAUCAGAGCCUCAAGAUCCACAUUAUUGGGGCGGGCAGCUUACGCUGCCUGUCAGGUUUAGGGAAGCUGUUAUGGCAGCAGUUGAGUCAUGCGGUUUGGAUCACGUUAUCUUUGUAGAGGUAGGGCCCCAACGAACUCUCAUUAAUUUGGCUACACAGACAAUUGGUAAGCAUGAGGGCCACACGGUGGAGAUGUUCAACAUGGUUGAAAGGGGUGAAGCAGCCGAUGAAGAAACAUUAAUGGAGAGACUACAGAAGUGCCAACGCAUAUGCAGGGGCGAAGACGAGUUCAUCUCCAAGCACAAGUGGAACCACCAGUCUUUUGAAUGGAGGAAAAUAUCUCACCCACUCAUCGACAGCGACACUGCAGAUCUCAGUACUGAGCCAGAAAAUGGCGUCGCAAUUUGUGAAGCAAGCGUGCGCAACGGCACGCUGAGCGUUCUGAGGGACCAUCUUGUGUGGGGUAUACCCAUUCUUCGAGGCGUUGGCUUCAUCGACGCAAUGCUAGGUGCUGCUUUAGCUCGAUACGGCUGCACACUUGGGGAGGCCUGCAUCGAGCUGCAUAAUGUAGCCAUUCUCAAGCCGAUGAUUUUGUACGAAGGCCCUGAAACAUGGGGAACCCAUAUCGUACAUUGUCCAACCAGCCGAAGCGGUGUUCAUCUGAAGAUACGGCUAGAAGAGGCAGAUGAAUGCACGUACGCUACCCUUUCCUCACACCACGCUGGAGGAGUCGCAGCCGAUACAGCUCUCUCUGCUGAGGUUACUCAUGCUGAAGGCUGGAUUUCGCUGAUGGAAGAUGCAAAUUCUGUGAAGCCACCACCACUGGAUGUCGAGGGGAGCACUAAACGCAUGACUGAAAACAUGACUCUGCAUUACGGUGCUGCUGAAGCCUACGAAGAACUUCGGCGGCGUGGACUAGAAUACGGACCGUGCUUUCAAACUAUUAAGGACAUGCUGAUUGCAGGCAAUUCUGCACUUGUGAAGCUGCAGUUCCACCACGAAGUUGCUGAUUUCGAACGCAGCUUUAUUUUGCAUCCCUCAAUCUUCGACGGAUGUGUGCAGGCCGCAGCACUCCUUGCCUUCAGCGUGCAUAGCUGCGCAACAGCCCUUGUGCCUGUUAGAGCCUCCACAAUACGAGUGUGGAAUAGUACACGUGCAUCGAAUAACUGCUACUGGGCAGAAAUAAGCGUGAUAACUGGUAGUAAGGACGCAACGACAGAGUCUGAUGGCACUCUCGUUUCCAUCACUUUGUUUGAUGACAGCGCCAAUUCGAUUGCACAGAUUGGUACCAUGUGCUUACAACCAGUAGUGUCGAAUCAGAUCUUUCCUGCAGAGAGGGACCUUGGACGUGGGCUAUUGUGGGGCGAGAAAUGGAUCGAAAGAAAGGCAUGGCAGACAUAUUCGAAGCCUGCUACGCAGAGGCGGGCAAUGCAUUGGCUUGUGCAUGGAGUAGAGACUGAGGAUUCUAGCCCAUUGAUUCAAACAGUGGAUUCAAGCACCACUAUUGAACUGCACUAUGCCUCUAAGGCCUUGCGAAACCGGUGGGAGAGCGUUAGUUUAGCUGAGUGGGAUGCAGUGGUGCACUUUGGUGGCGCAUGUCGAAGCUGGAGCUCUGCAGAAGAAUACAUUGGUGAUGUCAUGGAUUUCCUGCAGAGUAUCGCAGAACAGAUUAAUGGUAAUGGGUCUGAGACCCUUCCUCCAGUGGUCAUUGUGGUUGGAGGUGCCUCCGCUGUGCUUCCCGAGGAAGAGGCCGCACACCCAUUGCUUGCCGGAGUUCGAGGUCUAUGCCGGACAGCACGUCUUGAAAUGGAAGCAAUUGCAAACCGUCCGGUUCCCCUUGUUCUGCUAGAUAUAGAGCCACCCCAUUUGGAAACUGUGCAUCCUACAGUCGGCAUGCUCCAGCAGGUCGCGUCGAUUCUGCUUUCCCCCAGCUUCACAAAAUACACUCAAUCUUUCGCAGCAGACGGUCGCGAAUAUAUCGAAACCGAGCUCGCUGUCCGUAGUGGUCGCGUGCUCAGUCCUCAGCUUGUGUUCAGCGGGAUCCAGCUUCUACCGGUUGCGCGUGUGAAGUGCAAUAUAGGAAGCGGGGAAACAUUCGUAAUAUCGGGCGGCCUUGGCGGGCUCGGUCUCACUGUAGCCCACUGGCUUGCGGAUAACGGCGCCAAUGCAUUGAUUUUGCUCUCCAGGACGGGAACGCCGCCACGUGACGGAGCCACGGCGAAACUUUGGCAGCAGCUCAUAGAGAAGCAUAGCGGUACACAAAUCAUCGUCCAGAGAUGCGACGUUUGUCGUCUAUCUGAUGUCAAGAAUCUGUUCGAUGGUAUUGCACGGGGAUGCCUCGUUUGUCACGUUACCAGCAAGGUAUGCUUUGUAGGCCCGUUAAGUGGCAUCUUCCACAGUGCAGGUGUACUGGUAGACAGACCACUGGCGCAACAAGACCGUAGCUCUUUGGAGCUAGUAUUCCGACCAAAGGUAGAAGGAGCAUGGAAUAUGCACAAUUGCCUCUCCGCGCUGGGGAUGGAAGAGCGAUUGAAGUACUUCGUAAUGUUUUCGUCGUCGGUUGGACUGCUUGGGAACGCCGGCCAGGCAAACUAUGCAGCCGCCAACUGCUGUCUUGAUGAAUUGGCAAGGUACCGGCGCUCGCGGGGUCUUGUUGCCCAUAGCAUUCAGUGGGGCCCUUGGGUGGUACAAGGCAUGGCUACUCAGCUGAAAGGGCGCUUUGCGAAGGCGGGAUUUGGAGGGAUUUCUAACCCACUGGGACUGCUGGCGCUCAGUGCAAUUUUGCAACAAAAUGUAGAAGCUGUUGUGGGAUGCCAACCGCUGUACUGGAGCCGCUUCUUGCUGCGUUAUAAAUUCGGCAUUCCAGUAGCCUUCCAACAGUUUGGAAUGCUUGAAUCGGGUGCAUCGAAGUCAUCUGCCGGCACUUCAGGCCACAAAGGUGGAAGUUUCGUAGAGCCUGCGCAUAAAGCAAGUAGAGUACAGCAAAAGGACAAGCGCGAGCGCAUCAAACAGGCCAUCAUGACAGCUGCGAAGUCUGUUUUGAAUGAUUCUACUGACUUAAGUGCAGACGCUCCUUUACAGGAGCUUGGAAUCGACUCUUUGGGGGCAAUUGAGUUCCGAGACUCAGUUCAAAACGCACUCAAUGUAAGACUCAGCGCAACUGUUCUAUUUGACCAUCCAACUGUCGACGCGCUGACGAAGUUCCUUUUGCAAGAAGUAAGCGAGGACAACGACACUGAAAGUAAGCCCGCGGCACUUGUCGAGCCAGUGACACCUUUGGAAGCUUCAGGAGACGUCGAAGCUGCGGUAGUGGGAAUGGCAUGCCGGUUUCCAGGGUCGGACAGUGACCCUAGUGGAUUUUGGAGGAUGCUUUCCCAUGGUAUAGAUUGCUUAUCCAACAUUCCUGAAAACAGGUUUGACGUUGAUGGUUCAUACAAUCCAGACCCUGAUGCUCCCGGUAAGAUGUAUGUGCGCCAAGGAGGGUUCAUUGGAUAUAUGGAUCUUUUCGACAACCACUUUUUUCAUAUUUCCGAUGGAGAAGCAAGACAAAUGGAUCCUCGACAACGCGUUUCACUCGAAGUAGCAUUUGAAGCUGUUGUUGAUGCCGGGUUUAAUGACUUGGAAGACUUGAAAGGUCUUCCUAUUGACGUCUUUGUUGGUUCAAUGAACCACGAGGACGUCUUCAAGGACCUCUCCGCCAUCACAGCGUUCACAGCGACAUCGAAUGCCGUAUCAAUAUUAGCAAACCGAAUAUCGUAUUUCUACUCUCUGACAGGCCAAAGCGUGUCAGUUGAUACCGCGUGCUCAUCCUCUCUUGUUGCCCUUUGCCUCUCCCUACCAUCGCUCCAUUCACAGGAAAGGACUGCACUGGUAGUUGGCGUCAACGCGCUUCUCUCAGCAGCUUAUUUUGUUCAGACAUGCAAAGCGCACAUGCUCAGCAUUGAUGGAAGAUGCAAAACCUUCGACGCGUCGGCCAACGGAUACGUCCGCAGUGAGGGAUGUGGUGCACUAUUAGUGAAGGCUCUACCGCGUCACUCCACGGACCCAGGGGCUGUCUACGCCUGGAUUCGGGGUGCUGCCAAUAACCACGUAGGCAGAAGCGCAAGUCUCACUGCGCCCAAUGGCCCUGCUCAACAAGCAGUCAUUCGAGCGGCUCUCCACGAUGCCCAAGUGAAGUCGCCUGCAGAUGUGUCGGUGUUGGAGGCACAUGGUACUGGGACGUCUCUGGGAGAUCCUAUCGAAGUUGGAGCGAUCCGCGCAGUCUACUGCAAU